AUGUGUUCUCGCGGCGUCUUGAACGCGAUCGACGACCCCGACGAUGACCCGCAGCCGAUGUCUCCCCUGGCGUCCAGCCUGCCGGCGCUGACGGUGGGGUCGCCCCUCAAGAUCAGAAUCGACCACCCCGGGAUCAACCCAUUCCUGAUGGAGCCCCAUACAGGAUGCGAAAGCCCAAUGUUUCUGGCUCAGGGAGUGAGCUUUACAGUCCCAGAUGAAUCUGAUCUUCCAAAUGAAAUUUCGGCACCUUAUGAAGUACCCCAAUUUCCCAUUGAACAGAUCGAGAAAAAAUUGGCAAUUCAAAGGCAGUUAAAUGUCAAGUGA
Messenger RNA from Ctenocephalides felis (cat flea), 324 nucleotides. RefSeq lists its product as uncharacterized. The coding region runs from base 1 to 324 and encodes 107 amino acids. The transcript is spliced from 2 exons. The record is from RefSeq and is a predicted model, not a curated record. Lineage: Eukaryota; Metazoa; Arthropoda; Insecta; Siphonaptera; Pulicidae.